AAUGGGCUCCACGCCAAUGCCCUCGGAAGUAUAAUGGCGAUGUCACGGAACCUUCAACGCUUCCGUGGGUCCAUUCCACCCGCACCCAUAAUGCAUCGGGCCGCCCGACAAUUGGUGUUGUUGAAGCGCGCAGUUGGAGUAGGGGCCAACAGAGUGCAGCAGGAGCUACGGCCGAUGGCAGAGUGUGGCAGAGUGCUCGCUGGAGGUCAGUUGCUAUUUGCACGUCGAGCGAGUGCCAUGUUGCUGUUUGCCAUCCUGUGGUCAACGCUCUACUGUACUGAAGGACAAAAGCUCGGAUUUGUUGAAAUUCCACAAAAUGUCAGUGCCACAGUUGGAGAGCCAUUGCUACUGCAGUGCAAAGGAAACUCUACUCUGACGGAUUGUCAGUGGUCGUGGCUGUCGCUCGAAGAUGGACCGAACGCCACGGCGACGCCCGUGAAGGAAUAUCCGGCGUUCGGCGAUGGAACGACGAACGACUGUAGCGUGAGGUUUACCAGUUUAUUGGCUCAGCAACAAGGGUUUUGGAUAUGCGGAAUUCGUGGCCAAGGACUCAGCACCUUCGUAAAUUCACCCCCAGCGAAGUUGGUAGUUCACUAUGGAGUCGAGUUUUCUGAGGUGAUAAAGGAUUCUGUCCUGGAAGCUGGUCAGGAGUUGCUGUUGACUUGCAAAUCUGCACGUCCAGUGAAGGAAUGUCAGUGGAAAUGGAGGACCCUCGCAUCGGACGAUGAGACGGGGCUUACGGUCAAGACGUUCCGAGCAUUUGGGAAUGAGAGUCGGGACUGCAGCAUCCGCCUAAGCAACGUCUUGAUGGAGCAAGAAGGAUUCUGGACUUGCGGUGCUCGUAAUUCCGAAUUAAACUUUACGACAGCACGACCGAUGAAACUCUCUGUCCAUCACCCACAGGAAGCAGUUGAAUUUUCAGAGUUGGCACAUGACAUCCAAGUGAGCGUCGGAAAGCCGCUCGUACUUAACUGCAGAACGUUGAAACCUGUAGAGGAAUGCCAGUGGACUUGGAAAUCGACGUCUGCGACCAACAAGGCGACGGAAGUAGUGAUGAAGCAGUUCCCCUCGUUCGGAAAUGACAGUCGAGACUGCAGUAUCCGUUUCGACAGUGUGGUGAGUGAACAGGAGGGAGUCUGGACGUGCGCCGCUCGCUUUGAGUGGCAAAAUUAUUUCACGUCUGCACAUCCUGUGCAACUCUCCAUCUUUACAGGAGUGGAAUUUGUGCAGCUGUCCCAGGACAUUCAGAUUGCUAUUGGAGAGCCGGUGUUGCUGCGCUGUGUAACGAACAUGGCGGUGGAGCUGUGCCAGUGGUCGUGGCAGCCGCUCAACGGCACCAAUGAGACUGCUGUCGUGGUUAAACAGUUCCCAGCGUUUGGUGAGGAUGGACGAGAUUGCAGCGUGAGGUUCAAGAGUGUCCUGGAAGAACAGGGAGGCAUCUGGAGCUGUGCUGUACGCUUGUACGCGCACUCCCCUUUCACUGCGGCCACGCCUCCGGCUACACUUACGUUGCUUCCUGCAGUGCGCGUGAAAUUGUUAGAGCUGCCAGAAGACGUGAGAGUGGCAGUCGGAGACUCGGCUUUGCUGCGUUGUGUUGCGACAACAUCCGUGAAUGACUGUCAGUGGACAUGGCGGCCCUUAUCCGAGCCCAACAAGACAGAGGUGGUAGUGAAACAGUUUCCCGCUUUCGGCAAUUACAGUCGAGACUGCAGCGUACGCUUCCGUAAUGUGCUGAAGGAGCAAGAAGGUCUUUGGGGAUGCACUGUAAUAGGUCCACCGAAUUAUACCCUACUGGCAGCACCUCCUGCAAAGCUCAUCGUGUUCGAACCAGUGCCGAUUAAUUUUAUACAACUGUCUCAAGACAUCCAGAUGCCUCCAGGGGGGCCACUAACAAUUCGCUGCACGACAGAUUCAGAAGUUGAGGAGUGCAAAUGGACAUGGCAGUCACUGGAUGAAUCAAAUUCCACUGAGAUUGUGUUAAGACAGUUCCUGGCACCAAGAAACAACAGCCGAGACUGUAGUUUGCACUUCGACGCGGUGCUGACCGAGCACGAGGGCAACUGGACCUGUGCCGCCAGAAAUCCGGCGGAGACGCACUUCACGUCUGCUCCUCCCGCUCGUCUCACCUUGCUUCAUCCAGAAUCUGUGAUGGUGGCAUUGUGGUCGGCACCAGAACAUAAAGUGACGUUGGCAUGUCGCCUCAGUGCUCCGAGGCCCACGGCAGUGUGUCGCUGGCACCACCCGCCACACUUAACUGUGGCCCUCGAAGACCAGGAACAAAGGUUUUUCAUGCAAUAUAAUACCAGUCUGGGUACGUGUGCAAUCAUUUUUGGGCCAGAGAUAGACGACUUGGGUCAGUGGAGCUGCACCUUUACGAUAAAUGAUUGGGAAAUAGCAUCUGCGACUCUUGUGUUACUCACUACACCGCCAGGUAAAGAUGAGAAACUAAGUUGGCUUGUUGGUGUGUUGGCAGCAAUGGUACUUAUUCUUACAUUGGUGCUAGUAGCCGUGUUUGUGUGCAAGUGUCGGAAACAGAAGUCUGCUGACAGAAGUGGUCUUGGUAAUCCAGUCCUGUCUGGACAGUCUAGAGACAAGAAGAACCCAGAUCGAUAUACCGAUUCUCCCACCAAAAUUAACUUCCAGUUUCGAGAAACUGCGGGACGAGCUGUUCCUACUCCGACACCCGCUCCUGAAACCCCCGUUGCCACGCCUCAUCACAUUUAUGAGCGUGUUGACCGGUACGUCAGUCCUGUCACAUCUAAGAGCAUCUAUGAGAAUGUUGAAUGAGUUUGAGAAGUACCGUACUUUACCAAACGUAAAUAGCCAAAGACUAUAAUAUAUAAAGACUGCCUGCCUGUGCAGAUGGAAGUAUAAUGUCCCAGAAAUAUUUUAUAGCAUAUUUCCGAGUUAAAGAAUGUUACGUAGUUGCCAUGAGAAGGACAAUAUUAAUUUGUUUUAUUUCUCAGGAGCCUGUUGUUCAAUUGUACAUAUUGACACACUGAAUAAGGUGCACUUUGUAUAGAUAUUACGCAGAAAUAAUACAGAAGAGGUAAUAUUUUCCUGGUCUGAUGUACGUGCAUGAUUUCUUGAUGUAGCAAAACUGUGAUCUUGCCGUGUGGUAUAUUUCAUGCCUUAUGUAUCCUGGUUCUUCUCCAUUAAAUGCCACUCAACGCUUAAACAAUAAAUGUGUUAAUAUAUGA
Molecule: messenger RNA, 3200 nt
Organism: Zootermopsis nevadensis
Lineage: Eukaryota; Metazoa; Arthropoda; Insecta; Blattodea; Termopsidae
Product: cell adhesion molecule Dscam1
Biological process (GO): cell-cell adhesion
Cellular component (GO): cell-cell junction; plasma membrane
Molecular function (GO): cell adhesion molecule binding
Source: RefSeq, a predicted model, not a curated record